UAUUUGCAUGUAACUUGUCUUACCUGACACUGGCAUAGUUCACUAUAGCUCCCAUACAUGUGGGUACGGAUCCUGGCUUCCACUUAUCCGUGCAGGACAGUAUCUCUACCUUCUAACACUAUUGUUUCAUCGGUCAGCGAGUAGGAAUCAGUGACGUGCUUACGUCAUUAUGAUCGACACGAGGUCGGAAUUAGCAUAGCUUCACUCUUUAACGACUACCUGUCAUCACAAGGCGAGUGGAACUCAACACCCAGCAAAGCCAACUGGCUGACCUGGCUCACGUGACUGUCACUGCUCAUUCAUAUCACUUCUGUGCAGCCUCCCUCAUAACUCCGCUGAUUGAAGCCGGCGAAAGGCUGGCGGUUGGACCGCGGUUGUGGCAAUAUACAAUUUCAGCAUGACAGUAGGAGAGACGCUGGAGACAAUGCCAGAAUGAAUACAUUCUUAGAUUACUCAGUGAUGAGCGGCGGCGACGGGGGUGGCGGGGGUUCGUGCUCUGUCAGUGCAUUCCACGCAGAUCACGGAACUUUCCAGUCGUGUUCCGUCACGGUAAAUAAUUGCAACGGCAGCGAGCGGUUUUUGACUAGCAGAGCGUCACCGGACUCUGUUUCAAAUCAUUCACAUAAAGCCGGCUCUUACCAAUCCUCCGGUCCACUGUCAAUUGCCUAUGGUGCCCAUUCAACUUACGGGGCUCAAACUUUUUGCACCAGUUAUAAUCACUACACCGUCAACCAGGAUCCUGACUCCACUGCAGGUUUAAGUCAGUGCGGUCAGCUAGUUUACUCUGGAAAUACUGUCGAGCCCCAUCAUCGCCAUCACCAUUUUCGACAGGGUUACACCGGCAGCAAUGUUCGCUUACCUGGGCAACUUCAGUUUGCAGCUGCUACAUAUGGUCACGGUCAGGAUCAGGCAAAUUUGACGUUGCUGACAGGUUGCUCAAAUCCUCUCUCUUCUCUGCAUGCGUCACAUCACAACGCGUGCUGUUCAUCUCUAUCAGAUGUUGUGUCAACGGCGCAGACGUUUGACUGGAUGAAAGUUAAGCGGAACCCACCAAAAACAGGAAAAAUAGGAGAGUAUGGCUAUGGCGGGCAGCCCAACACUGUUCGAACCAAUUUUACCACCAAACAGCUGACAGAGCUAGAGAAGGAGUUUCACUUCAACAAGUAUUUGACGCGCGCCAGGCGUGUAGAGAUAGCUGCUGCCCUCCAGCUGAAUGAGACUCAGGUGAAGAUUUGGUUUCAGAAUCGUCGCAUGAAACAGAAGAAGCGCGAAAAAGAGGGUCUACUGCCCAAAACUGAGUCGGCACCAGGGGACGGCCCAGAAAAGGCUGAAGUUUCAUCCGAGCUUUCUUUCUCUGCACCGUCAACGCCAUCUCCCGGCUCCUCUGCGACUGAUCCUUACUCCUCGGGCUAAUGGCCUGUUACCGAGUUAUGCUAAUUGGAUAAGAAGUACCGCACUAUAGAUCCAUAGUUGUGGUGGACCUAUGUAACUGGGCCUGCCCAUUAGGCACAUCACUAAAAAUAAUGCACUAUUUAUGGGACUUGACAAUUCAGUGUGUUAGGUUAUUGUAAGACAGUAGGCAGUCAAGUUAAAGAAUUAAUUUAAGUAAGUGGCUAUGCAUUUUCGGACACAAUAAUUACAAUUGCUACGUUAAUGCAAAUGUCUUUGCUGGGUCUAGACUACAGCACGCCUACCUCGUGUAGCCUAGAAAAGGACGAACGAUAUGAAAGUGUAACUGCUAGUCUAAACACAAAGAAAAUGGUGCUGUCGGGGAACCUUGUCUGGCUGAAAACAAACCUGCAUUAUGCUACCUCGUCUUAUCAGCCUCUGUUACCCGGGCUGUUUCUGGUGUCAUAGUUUUGCUUUUUAGUAUGAAUCCUGCAUGACACUCAUGUAGCCAGGGACGCGGAAGAGCCUUUUUUCAUUGGGGAUACUGGUAUUUUAUGCACCAUACAGGUGGCGUGCGAUAUGACGCCACACGGGGUUAAAUGAUCGAAUCAGAAUGUGUUGAUUAAUUUUCUAUAACAGCACAACUCUGACAAUAGUUACAACUAAGUAUAUGAUAUACGUUUAUAACAAUACGCGGGUUGUAAGGCGUUAUCAUUCAUAUAGUAACAACUCAUUUACAUAAGCCAAUAAUAAACGGACAAACGUGUUGUUUAACAAAGAAAAGUGUAUAAUCGUUGAUAUGGUGAAGUCGUCUGUAAGGAGACAUUUAUUUAACGUUUAUGGAAGGUGUCUCAGCACCUUUAACUGUCAACAGUUUCCGGAUAGGGAGGAUCCACUAUCUACCUUUUCUUUCACUUGAAGGUAAUGAGACAAAAACGCAGCUUCUCGUGUUAAUGAGAUGUCAGAAAGCGCGAACUCCUGUGUCCUGACGUCUCGCGGACGUUUCAUUAAAUAAAUUAAUUAAAUAAAUGUUGUCCAUUAAUAAAUUAAAAAUGGUAAUUUUGGCAAAUCACGUGGUAUAAAGGAAUAUUAUCUGAUAUACAAACUAAAAAACUACUCAAAAUACUCAGCUUUAAAAUUUGUGUAUUUCUUUAUUUGUUUAUCUAAUUUAUUAUUAUUAUUAUUAUUAUUAUUAUUAUUAUUAUUAGCAGUUGCAGCUGCAGCUGCAGAUAAAGGAAUCCUGAACCCUCAGCAGCCCUGUUUCCCGUAUCCUUGCAGCUUACUUAACCAGUCGAGCUGAGUUUUAUCAGUCGAGGAUUGUGGCUUUAUGUUAUAUUUACUGAUGAACUGUAAUCAUAUUCAGGAAUAUGAGUCAAUAUAUACACGAAAUAAACUUCUUUUAUUUUAUUGUAUUAUGGCAUCUUUGUACCAUUCUCUUUACCAGUAUGUCCUAACGGCGUUAUUAAACAGAAUCUAGUCUAGAUAAAAUUAAGCAACAUUUAAAUACAUCAGCGAAUCUCACAUUUUAAUAUCGUUCCCAUAUUCCCACGUUCCCAGUUUCUCAGAGUAAUCUGAUAAUAGACUACGUUUUCAUGGCAUCUUUAAUGGUUUCUUUAAUGCAUCGAUUAGCUUGUCAAUACUGUCACCACCAGGAGGAACGUGCUCCCCAGCUCUAGUGGAUCUCGUCCCAGCUGAGGAAUAUUGGCAUACUGUGACUUCUUCAUUCGAGAGAGAGAGAGAGAGAGAGAGAGAGAGGCGAAAGGCAUCUGCGCUCGGCAUUUUAUAGCGCAUUUCCUCGCACGCUUCUGUGGUACAUAAAAUGGCUUUACAUAAGGCAUUAAUAAUUACGCAAGAAUAAAAAUUCAAAACUGGUAAGAUUAUGAGAUGCCUCUGUUUUGUGCACUUCUACUGGCAAAAAUAUGUUUAAAAAUGAAAUCGGUCAUAUAACCAUCGUUCUGUUUAUCGAGUGUUCUAACUAUCGUGUUGUAAACACUGUUGGUUCGUAAAUAAUAAGCUUAAUAUUGUACGUGAUUGGAUAUAUUCAAUUAGGUCUCAAAUACUCAUAUGGUUAUGGAAAAGGCAUUUUAGCAUAUUUCACGAAUCUGCCACGAAUUACAUUUCCUCUUAAAUUUGGCUAGAUUGUUGGUACAUCAGUAAAACUCACACACUUGGCUUAUUUUAUUUAGCUCACUGGGUUUGCACACGACAGUGCACUCCCAGUGCCUCUCCCAAGCACGGAUAAAAUUGGGGAGGGUUGCGUCAAGGAGGGCAUCGGGCAUAAAAACUGCGGACCAAUGAUCCACUGUGGCGAUCAGAAGAAGAACAACAACAUACUCUAUUGACAGAUAAUUUGGCUUCUUUCUAGAAAUAAAUGCAUAAAAUUAUGCUAAAUUUUCUGCAAAUAGAACAAGACUAUUUUCUGCAAAUAUAACAAGCCUGAAAUUAGUAAAUAAAAAAAAGAAAAGAAAAAAAAGAAAGAUUUGAUAAUAUUAUAUUUGGUUUCUUGUAAUCUUAUAAUAGGAAAUGUCAGUUCAGUGACUUUGACUGUGGCAUGGUUGUUGGUUGAAGUUACUCAGAAACUGCUGAUCUUCUUGGAUUUUCCCUAUUAAUAGUCUCUAUAUUGUAUAUAAAGAAUGUGCAAAAAAAAACAACCCCAACCUCCAAUUCUUCAGGCAGAAAUGCCUUAAUGAAAAGAAGUCAGAAGAGAAUGGCCAGACUAGUUUGAAAUGUUAAAAUGCACGUGGCACUGCCAUGUUUCUCUCUCAUACACUGAAAGACACAGCAAGUUUGUUUUAAUGGCAGUGUGACAACAAUAUGCCAAGAAGAGCAAUAAUGCACCUGCUAAUGCUCCCAAAAUAGCCAAGUGUACCUGGGCAAGACUAGCAUGAUUAGCUUGGCAGUGGAAAUGUUGGCAAAGAGGAUUAUGGGAUUAUUGCCUUGGGUGGAAGAGUGCUAAGCCUAUAAGAUUAAAUGAUGAAAACAUGUACUGUAAAUGUAGCUAAGGGGAGUUAAUCCAUAUGUUCAGUUUAUGGUUUCACAUCGCAUCCCCAGUUCACUGAAAAGAGCUUCGGUCCUGUAUUGCUCCAGUAGAAAACUUUGACAGAGCUAAUGUGGGGUGUGAGAUCACAUGCUGGUCCACAUAUUGUCAUGCCCAUUGUCUCAGCACCCCCUCCAUAACCAUCGCUUCAACAUCCAUAGAGAGCCCUGAACCUCAAGUCCAUGUAGAAAUUCCCCCAGAAAUCAUGAGCUCCAAGAUGCAUUCAGCAAUGCCAAGGCCAGUGGGCUUCCACCACAUCAUCCCCAUCAAGCUCCUUGUAGGAACCACACCCCCUUGCAACCGGAUCUACCCCCUUUCUGCCAAAGAAACCCAAGCCAUGGAAGAGAACAUUAAGGGGGCUCUCUAACAAGGGGUACAUACACCCAUCCAUGUCACUGGUCUCUGUGAGCGAGGUAGCCUAAGCCCAUGCAUAGAUUGCAGAGGUUUGAAGCAAGUCAUAGUCAAGUAUUGUUAUCCUCUACCACUGGUACCAGCAGCCCUUGAACAACUGCGUGAAGCCAAAAUGUUCACCAAGCUUGACCUGCGUAGCACUUACAACCUGGUCCGAAUACACGGAGGGGACAAGUGGAAAACAAUCUUCAGCACCACCUCCGGCCACUUAGAGUAUUGUGUAAUGCAGUAUUGGCUAUCUUCAGUGCCAGCUGUGUUCCAAUGCCUCGUCAAUGACGUGCUGUGGACAUGUUAUGAAAAUUCGUCAUUGCCUAUAUCGAUGAAAUCUUGAUAUAUUCCCCUUAUCAAGCCACCCACAUCCAGCAUGUCAAGCAAGUACUGUCCCAGCUCCUCACGAAUCAGCUAUAUGUCAAAGGAGAGAAAUGCGAGUUCAAUGUGCAUAAGGUCUCUCCACCCGUUCAUUAUCUGUACUCAGCACAAGAACCUUAAGUAUAUCAAAACAGCCAAGAGACUGAACUCUCCCCAGGCAAUCUGGUGCUAUUCUUUGCACAUUUCAAUUUCACCUGGGUGCAGUUCUUUGCACAUUUCAGUGUCAGGGCUGACUCAUUGUCAUGUCAUUGUCAUGACUCAUUGCCCGCGCCACCUCACAAAACCACAGAAAAAUGUAUCCUCCCCUGAUCACAUUUCAUAGGAGCUCUAACCUGGGACCUUGACCGAGAAAUUGAGAAUGUGAUGGAGGGAAGAAUGCCUAGACAAUUCCCAGACGGGAAAAACUUUCUGCCAUUGGCCCUUCAGGGAAACUAAUCACCUUGGCUCACACCUUCCCUGCCACAGGUCACCCCAGCACUCACGGAACACUACAGUUACUCCAAGGCAAAUAGCGGUGGCCUACCAUGCUACUUGACAUCUACAAGUUCAUCUCAUCAUGUUCCAUUUGUGCUCAGGCCAAACUACCUUGCACCCUGCCAGCAGGCAAACUUAUGCCAUUAACCACAAUUCAAUUACCUUGGUCACACCUGGAAAUUGACUUUAUCACUGACUUGCCACAAAGAUUCUGGUAAUCACUGACCGCUUUUCCAAGUCCAUCCAACAUACUUCUUCCCGGCUUGCCCUCAGCUUUUGAAAUGGCAGAGUUAAUGUUCAAUCAUGUCUUCAGGUACUUUUGCAUCUCGAGGACAUCAUCAGUGACUGGGGGUGAGGCUUCAUGGAGAAACUGGGGGUUUUGGGAAGCCUGAUCAUGGGGUAUCACCCCCAAGACAAUGGUCAACUCAAACAGGCCAAUCAGAAGGCCAAUCAGCUGCUUCCUGGAACCAUCUGUGACAACAACCAAGAGGACUGGGCACAAUUUAUCCCCUGGCCAAAUAUGUGCAUAAUUCCCUGAGACACUCAGUGAUGAAAAUAGCACCAUUCCAGUGUGUCCUAGGAUAUCAGCCGCCCCAUUCCCCUGGAACGCGAACCUCACUGACUCCUCAGCGGUGGACAGCUGGUUCCACUGUAGUGAGCAAGUGCGGGAACAGGCCCACCCACAAGUAGAACAAACUUCUAAGAAAUUCACAGACAGACAUUGAGGGUAGACACCCGUCUAUGAGCCAUUUGAGUGGGGGUGACUUUCUACCAGGGAUCUGCACCUCACAGAGAGCUGCAGGAAGCCGACUCACCACUACAUCAGCCCCUUUAAGAUCUUGCAAUGUAUCAACCUUGUCACCUACAAGCUGAAAUGGCCAUGCCAUAGCUGCAUAGCCACCUCCUUCCACAUCUCUUGCCUCAAGCCAGUCAAGCUAGGACCCCUCACAGAAGGCAUUCCCCCCACCCCCCACAACAUGCCUUGACAUUGAAGGAGAACCAGCAUACAUCAUGAAAGAAAUCUUGGACUCAUGACACAGAGAGGGUAAGCUUCAGUAUCUCAUAGACUGGGAGGGCUACGGACCCGCCACCUGAAUCGUCCAGCUCCAUGGCCCAGGAAGAGGCCAAGGAAGAUGCUUGCUCCCAGAGGUAGUGCUUCAGGGGGGAGGCUCUGUCAUGGAUAUGCCGAUGAAUCAGCUUCGGUGGAAUCAGCGUCGAAUCACAACUCCCAGAAUACAGCUCAACCUACAAACAUGGUCGUGUAUCACUAAUAUAUCACCAGUCAUUAUCAAGCCUUUUGAUUGUGUAUUACUUCCUGGUUUUUGACAUUGUUUCUGGCUUCCUCAAAUUGCUCUUUCCUUACCCAGUUUAUUUUGUUUGCUGAUCACCUGACCUUUGCCUGCAUCUUGACCCUGAUCUUGAAUCUCGUUCUUGUUUUGAUUGUUUGGAUAAAUAAAAGCCUCUUGACCUGCACUUGCGUCCUCGCUGCAUGCCUGACAAUAACUAGCAUUGGUCUUGUCCUUCAGUGUGAAAUUUGUGGAUAAGUGCCAAGAUACACUUAGGACAAGGCUUUAUUUAAGUAAACAAUAUUAAUUACAUUUAACUGCUUAAUUGAAGUAAUUCAGUUUAAUUGCUUAAUUUGAGUUUGUCAUAAUUUUAUGUGGCUCUGAAAAUCUUCAAAUUAUAGUUGGCUGUGUCUAU
Messenger RNA from Pangasianodon hypophthalmus (striped catfish), 7381 nucleotides. RefSeq names its product homeobox A1a (gene hoxa1a). The transcript is spliced from 2 exons. Lineage: Eukaryota; Metazoa; Chordata; Actinopteri; Siluriformes; Pangasiidae. Bases 433 to 1413 code for a protein of 326 amino acids. The record is from RefSeq and is a predicted model, not a curated record. Gene Ontology annotation, biological process: regulation of transcription by RNA polymerase II. Gene Ontology annotation, cellular component: nucleus. Gene Ontology annotation, molecular function: RNA polymerase II cis-regulatory region sequence-specific DNA binding; DNA-binding transcription factor activity, RNA polymerase II-specific.